Musa acuminata subsp. malaccensis (wild Malaysian banana) is the source of this 3136-nucleotide messenger RNA. RefSeq names its product GBF-interacting protein 1-like. The record is from RefSeq and is a predicted model, not a curated record. NCBI's taxonomy places the organism in Eukaryota, Viridiplantae, Streptophyta, Magnoliopsida, Zingiberales, Musaceae.
AUGAGCGGCGGGGGCGCUAGGGUUUCGAUCCCGGCGGGCGUGCGGCGGACGAUCCAGAACAUCAAGGAGAUCGCCGGCAACCACAGCGACGAGGAGAUCUAUGCAAUGCUCAAGGAGUGCGGAAUGGAUCCCAACGAGACCGCCCAGAAGCUGCUGCUCCAAGAUCCCUUUCAUGAGGUGAAAAGGAAGCGCGAUAAGAGAAAGGAGACUGUGAGGGAGCCUGCUGAUUCUAGGUGGAGGCCAGGACUGCAGGGACGAGGAGGUAGGGGAGGUCGAGGAAACUACCCACGAUCUGUGCCUAGUGAUGCUGCUGCUGGAAGAAAUGUUACUUCAGGGAAGGAUAAUGGACUAAACCAAGGUACGGAUAAAGCCAAUACAUCCUCUUCAUCCACCAUUCCUGACACAGAGAAUAGGUCUGCAAUUUCCAUACCAAGCUCCAUUUCUGGUGUUGCCAGUGAUCCCAGCAACAUAAAUCAUCCAAUGUUGUCUCAGGGGUCCAAUGUAUCUGAUGUGAGUGGCAUUGCCCAGUGGGAUAAAAGUUCUGGGGCUGUAGCUACUAAGCCAGGGAUUUCCGGGUCAGUUCUUAAAGAUGUAAACCAUGGUUUUGCAUCUGGACGCCCAGAUUCAGACCAAUGUUCAUCAGACAAGACAGCGGCACCUGUUCUGGAGAUCUAUGCUUCAGUCUCAGACCCUGUGCUAGUGCCAUCUCUUGAUACACACAAAGCUUGUGAGUUGGAGGCUGUUAAACAAGUAACAGGGAUCCAGAGCUCCAUUGUUGAGACUGCCACUAGUAGGGCUGCAUCUAGGGAUAUAUCUGGAUAUAAGUUAUCAUAUAUAAGUGGAAAAGGUUCUUCUGACAGUAGUGAUGCCUUCAUCCAUGGAAAGAUACAGAUCAAACCACAAGGACCUGGAAAAAGUGAACUCUCAGAAAAAUCUCAUAGUAAAUCUUCUUUUUCUGGGUCUAUAGGCAGUAGACCAUCCUCUAAUUACAACAAUCGUUCUCAACAUCUUAGUGGUUCACAGAAAGCACCUGUUCCUAAUAAAGAGUGGAAACCAAAAACCAUACAAGCGAAUGCUGCUCAAGCAUCUGAAAUGACUGACACUUCUGAUGUAUUGGUGGUGGCUGAAGCUGUUGCUCAAUCGUUACCAGCAGCAUGUUCUGUGACCACAGAGGAACCUGCUGUGAAGUUGGAAAAGAAGGUAAAUGAACUGAAGCUAACAGAGAAACAACAUGUCAUUAUUCCAAACCAUCUUCAAGUGCCAGAGUCUGAAAGACAUGGCUUGAGUUUUGGCAGCUUUGAUGCCAAUUUUGAGUUGAAUAUGGUUGCUGCAAAUGGCCCUGCUAGAGUUGAAAUUGAUACACCAUUUUCUGAGUCACCUGAGAUUGAAGAAACUAUCGAGAAGCCAUCUUUAAGCAUUCAUACUGCAUCCUCAGCUGCUCAAGAAGCGGACUCUCCGGAUCAUCCUCAAUCACCUGAACAGGUGCCAGAUAGUUAUUCAACCGAAGAAGCUGGUGUUUCUGCUAGUAAAUCUGCUGCAGCGGAAUAUGACCAAUCUAAACAACAAGCCAAUGUGUCUCCAGAAGGCCCUCAGAAUUUGGUCAUUCAAUCUGCACCAUCAUAUCCAUCACUAGGAAUGACACCACAAGUUCUCGGAAGCCAAUUUUCACCUUUUGAGAACUCGGAACCACAGGCUCGUGAUAGCUCCCGUCUUCCAAACUUUCUGGUGCAUCAACCCUAUGACCCAUCCACAAGCUACUACACACCAUUCUAUCGACCUACUGGUGAUGCUGAUGGUCGAAUCUCUCCAUUUCUUGCAUCCAGUGCCUCCUCCAGGUACAAUGCGAACAUUGCAGUCCUACCGGCUCAGACAGGCCAGACUUCUCAAGAGAAUACCAACUCCGCUGUGCUCUCUACAGUUGGCUCAACUCUUGCAACUCAAGCUGCAGGUGCUAUGCAGGGUUCAGUUGCUAUUCCUCAGCAACCAGUUCCUGUCUUCCGGCAACCUGCUGGUUUACAUUUAUCUCACUACCCUCCCAACUACAUUCCAUAUAACCAAUACUUUUCUCCAUUUUAUGUUCCUCCCCCUACCCUUCACCAUUUCUUGAGCGGUGCCGCAUUCCCUCAGCAACCUCCUACUGGCAGCAUGUAUCAGACUCCUGGAGCUGCAACUCCUGCCACUGCUGUCAAGUAUUCUAUUCCACAAUACAAGGCUGGUGCUAACAUUGGUAAUUCUGCAAUUGUUGGGUUGCCAACUGUUUAUGGAACAUAUAGCUCGACUCCAGCUGGCUAUACAUCUGGUCCUGCUGCUAGCAGUGGAAACUCAACUGCCAAUGAGGAUCUUGGGUCUUCCCAAUUUAAGGAGAACAGUGUUUAUGUUCCAGGACAACAGCAGAGUGAAGGUUCAGCUGUCUGGAUUCCAGCACCUGGACGGGAUAUAUCUGCACUUCAAGCUAGCUCUUUCUACAGCAUUCCUCCUCAGGGACAACACAUGACUUUUGCAGCAGCGCAAGCUGGCCAUGGUGCUUUCAGUGGAAUUUACCCCCCAACACCAACUGUCGCAGCUUCUGUUCAUCCAUUACUCCAACAGUCCCAGACUGUAGCUGGAGCUGUCGAAAUGUUGGGGCCCCCUGCUGGUGUUUAUCAACAGCCACAACGUGCACAGAUAAAUUGGACCAAUAACUAUUGAAAGAUGCCAAAUCUAAGUUACAGAAGCCAUAGCUCGGUGCUAAGGCGACGGUGGAUUCUAAUGAGAAGACAUUUCAAAUGCGGUGUCGAGUUGCCUGAUUGGAAAGAGUGGAUAUAUGAUAUCUAGAGGAUGGCCAUCCUGAACGGAAGGCUUCGGGAGUUGGAGUUGCUAGACUUUGAUAGUUCAGGCUAUACUUGUGACUGUUACUGACCAAAUCUAUGCUAGUUGUGUGGUCCCGCUCAAGUUCCUCGUCUUUAGUUGUUUGCUGCUCAUUCUUUAUCAAUUGCUUGUUCUCACUUUCUAAUCUGCUAAAGGUACUUCAGUCUGAGUUUCACUUCCACCAUCACGCUGCCUUUGCUUGUAAAGUAAAUUUUGAUAGUGAAAAAUGUAGAACAAACAAUAAUAUUUGGUGUAAUUGAGAUAGCAGCACGUCAUUUUUUGUUCGGUA